Messenger RNA from Caenorhabditis angaria, 3467 nucleotides. The record is from the annotation of a GenBank genome assembly. NCBI's taxonomy places the organism in Eukaryota, Metazoa, Nematoda, Chromadorea, Rhabditida, Rhabditidae.
AUGUCAAGAUCUUCUCAAGUAGUCACUCAAUUUCCAGCAUUAGAUCAUGAGCCAAGGGGCAAUGGUGAGUUCUAUUUUGAAAAAAAAAACAUCUGCUCCGAAAAAAGGUACAAUAACAAGUUAGUGACUCACUUUUAUGCAAAACCACAACCUCAAUCCACUUUAUUAAAUAUGGGUAAACAUACUUAUUGAUCUAGAUGUUUACCUUUUCUGUGAGGGUGAACAAAACAAAACAAAGCGUAUCGAAUUUCAGGACCACCGCCGUCAUAUCGAAAUGUUGCAGCAACUGAAGAUUCGUGGAGCACUGUAUCAGGAUCUGAUCGUGAGUUUGGAAAAUUGAGAUUUGUAGGGGGAAAGGACUCGAUUGAGUUGUUAUGAUAAUUAAAAAUCCCAGGGAUCCGAGCUUGGCUUUACUAUGAUUCAUAACCCCGAAACCUACGUGACAGUAACCUUGUGAGCUAUAAAAUAUCAAAUGAACUAUUUUUUCGAAAUGAACACUUUCACCUCUAUAAUUAUUUACAGAAGGCGUCGGCAAACGUCGGUCAAGCUGGAACAAUUUGGUGGAAGUUGGCGGUGAUCCGCGUGUUUCUAUGCAACCGGCUCCACACCACACCGUUCAUCAUCAACCACCAACAACAACCACAUUUUCUGCGACACCAUCGAGAACAUCUUCCGAUUUCGCAAUCCCUGCUACAGUCUAUCAUUCACAGGUUACGGUAUGUGUUUUGUUGAAGCUUGGAACUUUUUUUUUUCUGUAAUUCAAAAGGGUUUGUAGGAAGUAGCACAUUUACAUGAUCAAAUACGAAGUGUUCAAUAUAUUGACGAUGCUAGUUGUUCUUCUAGUACUAAGAGUACUGUAGCUGGAAAGGUUAGUAGUAAUUGUACUAACCUUUCUAGCAUGCUAUCGUUAAAAAACUAAAAUAAGUAAAUUUUCCAGGCCACCGGUCAGGCAUUGCCAAUGCAAAAAGUAUAUUCAAAUGAGCCAAGAUUAGUGUCAAUUCCAAAACCAGCUGGAACAUUUCACACUGGAAGUGUGCCUGCUUCAAGAAGUGGAUCUGUUAUGACAGGACUUAAUCCAUCUCCACCAAUUAUUCAUAAGAGUAUGCGAUCAAUCGAUUCGAAACAAUCGAAACCGAAAAAAAAUCGACUUCAAGAUUGUAAAAAUUUGUGAGUUUUUGGAAAAGAUUUCAGUGAAUUACAAAUUGUUUGUUUGCAGUCUUACGAAUCCCCGAGUUAUCGGAUGUUCUCUCUGCCUUCUCCUCGCUUUAAUCAUCGCUGUUAUCAUAAUCGUUGUUCUCACUCAAGUCUUACCAUCUCCAAAAAAUGCAACAUUUACAUGGAUCGCUCCCGCCGCAUUUACAAACGGACAAAAUGUAUCAUCAACAAUUGAUAUGAAGACUGAAAAUACGAAUCGAAUUCGAUUCCAAAUGACAGGAGCGAUACCAAUGAAAGGAAACUUUAUUAAUUAUUAUGAUUUUGAUCGGGUAAGUUAAAAUAUAUAAAUAAAUUCAGUGUAAGUUUCAAUUAAUGUGUAUUUUUUUCAGAACCAAGUUGUUGUAAUUGAUUCAGCUCUUCAAUCAAAUGGCAAAAAUUUAUACUGUUUCAUAGUUCCACUAGAUCGAUCUGCAAUGCCUUCAAGUGGACAAGUUAGGAAAGCAGCUAAGAAUUCCGUUCAAAGACAUCAGCAAACCGAAGGUUGGGCUGAAUCCUGGACUUGGAUGCCUUCACCAAUUCAAACACAACAAGGAAGCAAUAAUGUAAGACUUCUGUUUUAAGUUUACCAUAUUGAUAGAAAUUAUUGUAGAGUUUCUUCAACCCAGUAAUCCCGGAGUGUAACGGUGCUCGAUUAGUCAAUCUCCAACAAACAUCGAACCAACAAAAUCGAAAAUGCAUAGAUUGUUAUGAUUUCUGCCUCCCAUCUUAUGGAAUAAUGCGUGACUCAUCGAAGAGCAACGAAGAAUAUUUGAAUAUAAAUCGUCGUGAUUGUUUCUAUUUAUUCGUUCCAGAAUGGCGAACUUUUGCGCAAGCGAAUUCAAUCGAACAAAAUCAACAAGAUUUUGAAUCGUAUUAUAGAAAUCGGCAACAUCUUCAAACAUCCAAUUAUAAUGGAAAUGAUAGCAGAUGGAUUCCAUUAAGCGGAAUGGGAAGACAAUUGAUGAAUGCAACUGGAAACUUUGCUGGACAAGUUGGAAAUACAAUUGGAGGAUAUGCACAGAAUUUGGGGAAUACUGUAGGAGGUUAUGCGCAAAAUGUUAUGAAUACUGUAACUGGACAAAAUCAAAAUGGAAAUCAGAACGGAUAUCCAAAUCAGCAACAACAAAAUGGGCAAUAUCAAGGUCCAAUGAUGCCAAAUCAAUAUGGUCAAAACCAACAAAAUCAGAUGGGAAUUUCACCGAACGGACAACCACAACAACCACAAUUACAAUUACCACAAAAUGGAAAUCAGCAGCAACAACAACAACAAACUCAACAAGGUUUCCAUCCAGCCGUGAAUGGAAUUGUUAAUUUGAACGGUGUUAACGGAAAUAACGGAAACAAUGAGUAUAAUCAGCAACAACAGCCAGCUCAAACACAAAAUGGAUAUCAACCUGAUGUUAGAAGAAAUGCACAGACUUUUAGAAGUAAUGUGAACAGUGGAUAUACCGUUCAACCGUAAGUUUUUUCAGAUUUAAUUUGGUACCUGAAAAGUUUUUUGAGAAUAUAUCUUUCUUGGUUCAAGCUCAAAUAUAAAAUCCACCAUGUUCUCAAAUCCUAUUUGAAUACGUUUCACAGAUAUUUUAUUAAAUUAUUGCAAUUUGAUGUUGUUAAUCAUCAAAUUGAGUCGUUUUCAAGUUUUAAAAAUUUUCAAAAUUUGUCCUGAAUCAGGUUCUCCGAAUAACAUUUUAAGAUCUUAUUUUAUUUUAUUUUCAGACAACAUGUUUCAAAUGGUAAUUCCCAACAACAACAGCAAUCAAUGAACGGUUUCGGAGCUCAACCAAGUUAUCAAAACUCGCAAUUCGGCUUCAAUCCAAAUCCAAAUGCCAAUGGAAAUGAUCCAAGAAAUCAACAGCAAAAGCAAAAUCAAAAUGGGUAUAAUAGUAAUCACCAGGGCGCUAAAAUUGGAACAGUUUUGAAUGCUUUUGGAAAUCCAGUGAAUAUUCAUGGUGAAGGAAAUACUCAGCAGCAGCAACAGAAUAAUCAACAGCCGCAACAAAUGCAUCCACAGCAACCACAGAUCCAGAAUACUGGCUUCUCAAAUUUCCAAACAUCUAUGGGACUUGCUGAAACACCAUUCCAGAUUCCGCAAUCAUUAGUGAGUUUAAAAAAAACUUUUCUCAAGUAAUCUAUCAAAUGAUCUCAACGAUUUUUAGCUUCAACAAACUUCCCAAUACACGCCAGAUGUUCAACAAAUAAAUUACAAUAUUCCAAACUGGAAUCAACCGAAUCGUCCUGACGCACUUUCCAGACAAGGAAGAAUAUUCAAGUAA